CACAACUGCAUCGUUCCUCUGUUCCUUUGUUCUGAUUUUCUCUACUCUCACAGCGCCAUCUCGUCAAUCCUCCAUCUCCAUCCUUAUCAAAAACCUCCGUUUGGACCCAACACCUUGCCGUCGAACCCUAGUUCCUUAUACCCUCGUUCAACUCAAUCUCUGUCGAACCCUAGGUCCUUCGUUUCGGCCUAACACCUCCAUCUCCUUCGAACCCUAAAUCUCGUGAUUCUCAGUAUACCUGGAACGACAAUUCUCUGUGCAACAACCCUUAUAUCUCAACAAUUUCUCUACUUUUUCUAAAUGAUGAACACAAUUUUUUUUCAACCGUGGAACUAUACAAGAUCAAAGUUGCAUCACAAUGGAAUAUAGCUUUGCAAAAUUUUGCAGUUUGCUUUGAGUAGCUAGUAGUGCUGGUGUGGCGUGGAGUUUGGUGUGUUCCUGUCAUGGUACAGGUCUAGUGUGGAGUCAGUGUUGCCCGUUGGUUUUCUUGUUUUGGUUAGUUGGUUUGUGUGUGUGUGUGUGUGUUUUUGUAGUUUUUGUUUUAGUUAAGGGUGCUCCUAGUUUUCUUUUUUUUGCCUCCUAGUGUUCUUACUUGGAUUCUCAAGUACUCUACUUAAUAAUGACCAGAAACUUCUUGAAGCAAAAAAAGUAAGCACUUUUGUCCUCAUCAUAGAAUUGCUAAUAAUUAUAAUUAAGUAGUUAAUUAACCCUCUGUGUUCAACAUUAAUAUCUUAAUUAAUAAGUGAAAAAAAACUGAACAUAUUACUGCAGGCAGAACAAUGAUGCAGGGAAGAUUCCAUUGACAUGGAGUCUGAUAAAAAAUUUUCCACUUACUCAUAGGGUAAUAUUGGAAAGUCUAAGGAUGGCAAGUAUCAUUUCACACCUUGUAUUGAAUUUUUUUUAAGGUUUGGAUCUUGAAAAGUUGGAUAAGGUGUGGUUAGAAUGAAGUUUCUAGAAACUCAACUAUGUGGGGAUGCUUUGAUUGAGAGCAUUUUAUCUUGGUGAUGUAUUAAAUUCUUGGAGAAGGCGAAAGAAAUGAAGAACAAUGUUGUAGAGAAAGCAAGUAACAUAGCAAAUGCAAUUAAGGAUACCAUAGCCUCUAACUAUGAAGCUGCCAAGCAAAAAUAACAAAUUACCAUGACAACCAACACUUCUAACAACAUUUUGCGAUCAAUCCUUGAUAAAGAGAAAUUGUCUGGGACAAAUUUUCUCGAUUGGCACCGUAACUUGAGGAUAGUCCUCAUGCACGAGAAAAAGCUGUAUGCUAUUGAGGAACCCCACCCUGAUCCUGAGGAGGAACCUGCCCCAAAUGCUCCUAAGGCCCAAAGGGAUGCUUAUCAGAAGCGUCUUGAUGAUGCCUUGGAUGCAAAGUGUCUCAUGCUGGCUACCAUGACCUCUGAGCUUCAGAAGCAACAUGAGGAAAUGAAUGCGUUCGAUAUGAUCGAACAUUUGAAAACGCUCUACCAAGAGCAAGCCAGAAUUGAGUGGUUUGAGGUUUCCAAAGCCCUUUUUCAAGCUAAGUUAUCUGAGGGAUCUCCUGUAAGUCCACAUGUGCUCAAGAUGAUUGGGUACGUGGGGGACUUGACAAGAUUGGGAUUUCCACUCGGAGAUGAGCUUGCGACUGAUCUUAUCCUGCAAUCGUUGCCGGAAAGUUUCAAUCAGUUUGUGCUGAAUUUCACCAUGUCUGACAUGGAGAAAACUCUACCACAAUUGUUAAGCAUGUUGAGACAGGCUGAACAGAAUUUGAAGUCAAAAGGGAAGUCUAAUCAUGUCCUGAUGAUCGGCAAAGGAAAUCACAAAAAGGGCAACAAAGUGAAGGGCAACAAAGGGAAGGGCAAAGAAGUUGUCAAACCCAAAUCUGCCCCUCAAGCUUUGAAGCCUACUGGUGGCAUUGCAAAGGAGGGUAAGUGCUUCCACUGUAACAAAACUGGACAUUAG
Molecule: messenger RNA, 1938 nt
Organism: Trifolium pratense (red clover)
Lineage: Eukaryota; Viridiplantae; Streptophyta; Magnoliopsida; Fabales; Fabaceae
Exons: 6
Coding region: 1138-1938 (266 amino acids)
Source: RefSeq, a predicted model, not a curated record